This is a messenger RNA of Stereum hirsutum FP-91666 SS1, 2070 nucleotides long. RefSeq lists its product as uncharacterized. The coding region runs from base 1 to 2070 and encodes 689 amino acids. The record is from RefSeq and is a predicted model, not a curated record. The transcript is spliced from 8 exons. Gene Ontology annotation, biological process: proteolysis. Lineage: Eukaryota; Fungi; Basidiomycota; Agaricomycetes; Russulales; Stereaceae. Gene Ontology annotation, molecular function: cysteine-type endopeptidase activity.
AUGCCUCAUCACCUUCAAGGUUGUCUCGCAAAUUGUCUCGCCUGGGCCACACAAGUCUUAUCCUGUCUCCUCUGCCUGUAUAGAAAAAUAUCUUGUGGCCUAUACACUUUCAAGUCCGAUAUUCGGGACGACGAAAAGGAAAGCACAUUGAUAAUAGGGUACGAUGCUCCCUCCUUUUUGGGGCAUGGACGUAUGCUCACGAUAUAUUUAAAGUUCUCGGAGCGGAAUACUAGACUUGCUACAACUAUCGUACCUUGGUAUAGACCGCCCUCGCGUCUAUUUGCUCUUGUUUUCGGAGUCAACGACUACCAACACCAUGGCAUCAAGAACCUGCGCGGCGCCGUUCUUGAUGCCAACAGAGUGGUCAGCUUUUUACGGACGCGCGUACCUGGGGACCGCAUUAUUAAUCUUCGAGACAAAGAGGCUAAUCGCCAGAAUAUUGUAGCGGAGCUUCACUCACUUGCCACGAACCCCGCCAUCGAGUACGGUGAUCCCAUUCUCAUCUUUUAUGCUGGACAUGGAGCGCAGGCUAUUCCUCCUGAGGGGUGGCCAGCGGGUGGAGGAUCGGAUCCACGCAUUGAGAUGCUUUGCCCGUAUGAUUUCUCUCCAGAGCUCAAUGCUCCUACGAACCGCCGGGGAAUUCUUGACAUCACCCUUGCUGUCAUACUCAAUGGAAUCGCCGAGACUAAAGGGAACAAUAUCGUCAGGUCCCUUCGUAAGACGGUCGUUCUUGACAGCUGCUACGCCGGCUCGGGAACCAGAUGCCAUGACGACAACUCGCAGAGUAUGAUACGCAGCGUGGAACUCCCCAAAGACUACGCUGUCUGGCCGGCCAUUCAUGACGACGUAUUGUGGCAAGGCGGUUCACGCGCUGAACGAAUAGUUGAGGGAUUUGAUCGAUCGGGUUCACGGUCUCACGUCCUGCUGGCAGCUUGUAAGGCAGGUCAGCAAAGUGCGGAGGAUGCUAGUGGUGGUCUGUUCACAAGAGCUCUGCUCGAAGUUCUUCAAGACUGUGAUGCAGCGAAAAUCACAUACGAAGAGCUCAUUUCUAGUCUUCCGUAUAUCCCCGGCCAGGACCCUCAAUGCGCAGGGGCUCACCGGUCCAGAUUGUUGUUCACUACCGAGGAGUCCAGUUUGGACCAUUUCCACACUGUUGUAAAGACAGACAGCGGGUCCUACGAGCUGAACAUCGGAGAGGCUUCUGGAGUGAUGACCGACGCAGAGUUCACUUUCACCGCUGAGAUGAAAGUCGCCCCCCACUCUACCGACGCUACCUUCCCGUCGUCUGGUGUAGCAUAUGCGAUACAAACCCGAAGGGGGCUGGGGUUACACCUAAGGGUGUCGAUACCUGAGAACCCGCUUCUCGCAAGUAUCAGAAACCAACUCAUUACCGAGGGCUCUCGCGAACGCAAGGUUGCUCUUGUCGAAGCAUGCGCAUGCCCACCCCCUGACAUAACUUUGUUGCCAAAGGAAGAUGGUGCAGUCUUCUUCGAGCUCAGAGACAAGACAUGUCGUGCUGCUGGACUCACGCAGUGCUAUCAUGCGGUUCGGUGUGGAGUUCCAAAAGCCUCAGCUACCGACGAAACACCCGACGACGCCAUCUUCACCCAAAAGGUUGUCGACAUCAUCUAUAUGAUUGCUGAUUUCUAUUGGCAACUCGCUCUCGCUCCGGAUAAAAACCGUCUUCUACGACACAAGGAAGGACAUCGAGAGGAAAUGAUUCGUCUGGAAUGCUUCGAGCUUGACGAUACUUGGGAUAGCAAGCGCCUCGUACGGUUCUCGCGGGAAAAGGACGCAAAUAAUAAUCUCAUCGCCGAUGGAGUAUUAAACGUGGCUGUCGCAGAGAACAAAACGCUUGGGUUCAAGGUCGUCAACGAGACUGAGAUUCCUCUCUUCGCUGCUCUGUUCUAUUUUGAUAUGAGCGAUCUCAGCAUCGUGCCAUACUACGAGCCCAACACAGCCAACGGCUAUGAUGCAGACUACUCCAUCGCCCCACAAGGCGAACUCACCGUUGGUUAUGGCGCAGGUUCUUUCUGCGAAGUGGCCAGACGGUCGACGUCGGAUACCUGA